AUGUCAAACGAGCAACAAAGGAGUGAAAUGAUUGAUCGUGCUUUUAAAGCCAUCGAAGAUGGUGAUUUGAAUGAAUUGCGAGGAAUGGAUUUGCGUCCGAUUAUUAAUGAAACGAAAUAUUAUAAUAGGACAAUGUUAGGUAGCGCAUGUUCGAAAGGAGAUUUUGAAAUUGUGAAAUUGUUGUUGAAUGUGGAUGGAAUUGAUGUCAAUUUAAAGAGUGUUUUUGUAAGUAUUAUUGAUCUUAUUUUCAAAAUUUAUUCAUUUCAAAAGACUCCAUUAUUCAUUGCAUGUGAGGAAGCACAUUUGGAAAUUGUGAAACUUCUUCUUUCCCGCAAUGAUAUUCAAAUUGAUGAAGAUACUCAACGUCGUGCACAAAGAAAAAACAUUAAUUUACAACAACUCCAAACACAAGCUCGUCAGACCAUUUCCAAUCCAAACCAUUCAUCCACAACUAUGAUCAGCAAUAACAACAAUACCACGAGUUCGCCAUCAUCUUCUCGUCAGACAUUACAAACAAGCAAUGAAAUUCGUUCUAACAGUCCUUCCACUUCAAGUGCACCCAGAACAAGUGACAAUCUUGGUGAAUGGAAACGACGAAACAAGAAACUCGAAGAACAAGUGAAAUCUCUUGAAAUGAAACUCUCAACAAUGGAAUUUGAACAUAAACAAGAGUGUGAAAACUUGUGUCACCAAUGGUCUGAAGAAGUUUCUCAGUUGAAACUUGUAAUAUCCACUUUGCAAACAAAUCUCAAUCAAGCCACUCUUGAGUGUCAUCAAUCACAACUGACAACCAACGAUUUGAUUGAACAGCUUUCACACUCUCAUCAAGAGAUUACUCAAUUGAAAGCAGAUCUUGAGGAGAGGCAAAGUCAAAUUGAACAACACAAACUCGAAACAAGAAAAUUGCAAGCAGAGCUCCUUCAAGUUGUUCAUGAAAAUGAGCAAUUACGACAACAACAGCAUGACCAUUCAGAUGUCGAUUCUUUCAUUGAACGUCUCAAGAAUGAGAUUGAGAAGGAAUCAAUCCAUCAUGUUUCUUUUGAUAUUCAACACAUUAAUGAGUUGGAAAAGAAAUUGAUCGAAUGUGAACAAAACUUGUCCAGAUUGUUCCUUCAUGACACCAAUGAGAGACAAUUUGAAAGUUCUGAUUUGAAUUCUCGUGUAAAUGAGUUGACACAAUCGAGAAACAAUUUAAGAAACACACUGCUUGAGGAAUAUCACAAGUACAACAACAUACUGAACAAGAUGUCCAUUCUUUCAAAGAAAAAGAAGCUUAUCAAGUUGUAUGAAGCAUCGAAGAAGGAAAUCAGUGAAGAGGACAAGAUGUUGACAGAGUCAAUGAAAUCACUUGAACUCAAAUCUCAAUUUUUGGAAGUCGCAAUUUCAACGAAGAAACAAGUUGACGCUUUCUUGAAGGAAAUUAAAGAUCUCCAUGAUGAAAUUGAAAACUGUGAAGAAGAUCUUGAAGAAAUCAAUUUCAGGUUGAAGAAAAAGAAGAAGAAAGUUGAAAUGACUGAAACUGAAAAGAAACAAUUCAUGGAGAAGAAAGAAAAAUUGACGUUGCAUCUCUCGAACCUAAAUCUCAGGAAAGAACAACUCAAAACUCAAUUAUUGAGCAAUAGAGAUGAAUAUCCUGAAGUCAUGUUUGAACUUGAACAGUUAUUAUUGAGUAAUGAAGAAAAUGUGAAUGAUAACAUGUCACUUGAACGCAAAUUCCAAAAAUGGGCAUUUUCAAAGAACUUACUUCUAUUAGGUCUUACUUAUGAACAUUACAAAGAAAAGGAAUUAUUACACAACGGACUCUCUAUUGUCCAUUUGAUGGAGAGAGACAAUCAACAAGUGAUUCUAAAAGAAAUUGCUUUCGAUGAAAAAAGUUAUGAUUUAAUCAUCACUGAAAUUACAAAUAUUUUGAGAUUACACCCACAUGAUCGAAUUGUAAAGGUGAAUGGUGUUUUUGUAGAACCUGGAAGGCAUCGCGUUUACAUUGAAAUGCCUUAUUACUCUUUGGGAAAUUUGAGAAGUUAUAUCAUGACUCUGAAAGGUAAUCAACCAAUUGAACGUAGAGAAACGAUGAGAAAGCUCAUGAGAAGCAUUGUUGAAACCAUUUACUACAUGCACUCGAGAGACAUUAUUCAUCGUGAUUUGAAAAGUGACAACAUUUUGGUUGACAAGAAUGGAAAUGCUGUAAUUGCUGAUUUUGGAAGCAGCAAGAAGCUUGAUGUAUACCUCACCAAUAGACAUACAAGAGGUGUUGGAACCAUGUUAUAUAUAGCUCCUGAGGUUCUUGACAAGCCACCAGUUUCAAAUGACAAAUCUGACAUUUGGUCAUUGGGUGUGACCAUGUUAGAAUGUUGGUAUUAUUUGGAGAAUAGAGAAUCUCAGCUUUCUCCUACUUCUAUUACUAUCGUUAUUGACAAUAAGGUUCAUUUACCAACACCUGAGGAAGAUGAUGAGCAUGGAAAAUUAUUGAUGGAAAUGUUAGAUCAUAUUUUCAAUUGUAAAGAAUCUCAUCAAAGACCUUCUGCAAUGGAAUUGUUGAAUGAGAAUUAUUUCACGAAAGGAUUGACUGAAAUGUUGGAACAUCAAGGAAUUCAACUCAGCACUCCAGAAUCUCGAAUUCAACAAUGGGUUCGUGUCUUGAAAGAUUUAAGAAAGAUUAUGAAGAAUGAGAUCAAUAACUCAGUUGUGAGAUUGACCAUUGACAGAUCUCUUUUAUUGGAGCAAGUUACUUCCAAGCUCUAUUCCACAUUUUUCAAUUCAGAACAAGUACCAAUGAAGCUUGAUCAGUAUGUGAAACUUUACACUCCAUUCUUGGUCAAGUAUGAAAAUGAAAGUGGAAUUGAUCAAGGUGCCUUAACCAAUGAAUUAUUCACUCAAUUUUUCAAUCAUUGUUUGAAGAAUGACAAAUUAUUCGAAAGAUCAGAAACACAGAGUGUUGAGAAUUACAUCUUGUCUAAAGGAGAGAAUAUCUCUUCAGAUGAAGAACAAGCAUUGGUGAUUUUUGGAUUUUUAUUGAAGAAAGUCUUUUUGGAAUGUGAUGAAAAAUCAGUGUAUUUGCCCAUCAAUGAUUUCAUUCUCAAGUAUUUGAUUUAUGAUGCGAGUGUUUCCAAUGAUGUGACCAUGGAUGAAAUUCAUAGAGAAAGAGAAUUGAUGAUUGUCACUUGUCAACUCAAGAAACCAUUGAAAGAUCAAAUCUCUUAUUGGAAAUAUUUUGUUUCUCAAUAUGAUUCUCAAUGUUGUGAAAACAUUUUAGAAAUGAAAAGAUACAACUCAAAUGAGGAAUUGCAAUUCAUUGAAGAAUCAUUCAGCAAUGACUUGUUUUACUCUCCAAAUUCUCAAAGUAUUGAGAAGAAAGAAAUGGCAGUGAAUAUGGAACAUGUUGAUGAAUAUAUCAUUCAUUUAUUGAGAGAGAAACUCUUCUCACCCAUUCAAAGAAGAAAAUUGAAAUUAAUUUCAAAAGGAUUUCAAUGGUAUUCCAUUCAACAGUUGAGGAAUGUGGUUUCAAAUUCUUCACAACAACAAGUCAAAUCUUUACUCACUCAAAAUAAGGAUUGGUUCAUGGAAAGCAAAUUGACAGUGAUGGAAUUGAAAUUAUUAUUGAAUGGUCAAUCUUAUAUUGAUGCCUCCAUGUUAUUGAAUGAAAUGGAUUUCACACAACUCUCUCCACAAAUUGAAGAAAACUUCAGAAAAGUUAUUCAAACUCUCAAUGUGACUCAAUUAAGACAAUUAUUGAUUUGGAUCACUUCAUUGUCAAGCAUUCCAUUGAUGGGACUUCCAAAGAAGAUUGUAUUGAAAGAAUCUAACAAGUUUGCUUCUCAUGCUUGUAUCACUGUGUUGCAUUUUGAAGUGUUGAAUGAGAAAGAUUAUGAAAAGUUUAGUUCUCAAUUUUUGAACAUGUUGAAAUGGUCUGAAGAUGCCACUCAAGAAGAUAGAUAA
Molecule: messenger RNA, 3936 nt
Organism: Naegleria lovaniensis
Lineage: Eukaryota; Heterolobosea; Eutetramitea; Acrasida; Naegleriidae
Exons: 2
Coding region: 1-3936 (1311 amino acids)
Biological process (GO): protein phosphorylation
Molecular function (GO): protein binding; ATP binding; ubiquitin-protein transferase activity
Source: RefSeq, a predicted model, not a curated record